Penicillium cataractarum is the source of this 1218-nucleotide messenger RNA. Its product is annotated as NADP-dependent oxidoreductase. The transcript has 5 exons. Lineage: Eukaryota; Fungi; Ascomycota; Eurotiomycetes; Eurotiales; Aspergillaceae. Bases 1 to 1218 code for a protein of 405 amino acids. The record is from RefSeq and is a predicted model, not a curated record. Gene Ontology annotation, molecular function: oxidoreductase activity, acting on the CH-CH group of donors, NAD or NADP as acceptor.
AUGUUGUCUCUGAAUAUAUCACAUUACUCAAAGCCAUCUGCAUACAGGGUGUCAGAAUUACCCAAGCCGUGUCUCGCCAACUCAAAAGAUGUGAUCAUCAAAGUGUAUGCCGCUGGCAUUAAUCCAAUUGACGUCAAAAGAGCCGCUGGGGCUCUGAAACUUGCAGUCGGCUUUCCGUAUAAAAUCGGCUAUGACUGUUCCGGCAUCAUUACCGAGACCGGAAGAGAUGUGAAGAAGUUCAAUAUUGGAGAUGCAGUCUACGUCAAGUUGCCCGAAGUUUCUCGAGUGGCCAAAAACACUUUUCCUUAUUUACUGAAACGUAACUUAGGAUUAUGCAGUGAAUUUGUCAGAUGCUCAGAGGCGCACAUUGCUUCUAAGCCGCCUUGCUUGUCGUUCGAGGAAGCAGCCUCGAUUCCACUGGCGGCAAUGACGGCUCAUCAGGCUCUUCACCUAUAUCGUGGUGAUCUUUCCGGGAAAACUGUCUUUGUACCCGCUGGAUUGCCAAUCCAUCCGCAUUGUCGCCGGGGUACUCAGGUAGUAUUCCUUUUUCAUACCUGCUUUGCUAACGUCGGCAUAGUGAGCGGCACAGGUUUAUUUGCGUGCCAACUGGCAAAGCAUGUGUUUCGUGCUGGGAGAGUCAUACCCACGGUCUCUACGGCGAAAAUCCCGAAAAUAAAAGAACUAUUGGGGGCAAAUACUGUUGAUGAGAUGAUCGACUACACAAAAUUCGACCCUAGAGACGUUAUUGAGCAUGGAACAGUGGACUUUCUCUUCGACACAGCAGGCCUUGCCAUGAAGCUCCUGUGUCUGAUGCGACCUGGAUCCAGUCGUAUCGUAUCAGUCUCAACUAUGCCCUCUGGUAAUCAAUUGCAAGAUUCACCACUAAUGGAUUUGGCUCAUCGGCCGACUGUCCCAUUUGCUUUUCGAAUGGGUCUUAAUCUGCUUGAUCAGAUUCGAAAAGUCCGAGCACAUCGUUACAAGACAGAGUAUUCCUACCUAUUUUUGGAAUCAACCGGAAAAGAUUUGGAUGAACUCAAACAGUAUAUCGAAGAUGGGAGACUCAGAAGAGUAAUUGGAACUAUCGCUGAUAUCCGAGAUAGUGAAGCUGUGCAAAAGGCUUGUGAUGUAGUUUACUCUGGGCGGGGAGGGCUUGGAAAGCUGGUGAUACGUGUUUGCACGCCUGAGCAGUCAUUUCAAAGCGAGUUUGAUUUUCGUUAG